AGACCAUUCCCGUUCGGCGCCACGUCAUCGCCAGCCGAAGAACUCUCUGGGCCACCAUUCGCACGCGCCGUUGUGUGGGUCCCACCACCUCCGGAUUCGAGGCGUUCCAUCACUCGGGACACGGUGGCACUCACCUCCCUCCGAACCUCCGAGCCGAUCUCCACCAUGCUCGGGCUCCGGGAGAAAAGCUUCUCCUUCAACUCUUUGAUUAUUAUUAACUCAUACUUUGACGAAAUGGAACUGAAUCGAGACUUCCAUGUGUCGGAAAACGAAUGGAACUCCGAGGGGCCCGCGCUGUCUCGAUUCGGCAACGAUGGCCGGGUUGCAUUGUCUCUGAAAAAAGGGGAGAAUAUA
Molecule: messenger RNA, 354 nt
Organism: Striga asiatica
Lineage: Eukaryota; Viridiplantae; Streptophyta; Magnoliopsida; Lamiales; Orobanchaceae
Source: the annotation of a GenBank genome assembly